AUGUUCUUCCCUUUCCAAUUGCCUAUGGGUAGUCAGCUCCUGCCCACAUAUACUCCGGAUGGCCAGAUCACCGGCUUUCGAGUCGCUUCAACAGAUGCCUCUACUAUGCGAUCAGCAACUUCAACAUCCACCGCCGAGUCUUAUCCUGCUCAUUCCUAUCCGCCCCCCUCUUAUGGUGCUGCUCAAGGAGCGACCACUACGAUCACUCCAGCGCUCGGCGAGGAAUUAUAUGUGAAGCAGGCUGAUGGGCAGUUCAUUCCUUAUAAUUCCCGACCUCUUGUCAAUGCGCAUCAACAAGCCGCCUUCAGCUCUGCAAUCGCCCCUCAGCCAGUCCAGACAAUCAACCCCGCGGUAACACCCGCAUGCGCGUCCAUUCCAGCACCCGCACUCGCAUCUGCCCCAGCACCGCCCGCUCCCACCCUCGCACCAGCGCUGUCCAGCAUGGUUCCUCUCUCGAGCGGCCCUGCUAUCAGCGCUCAACCGGACAGUACCUCCUUCGCAGCAGCGGCGAGCGGAGCAGGAGUUGUCCAGUCUGCAGCGGCUGGAAAGACUCCUAGCGCGGCAUCUAUGGCGACGCCAGCCGUGCCUCAUCUUGCAGACUCGCGGGUUGGUGCGAGGUCAGCGACCGACGUUGUGCCCGAAGGGCGUGUCUCCCGUACCGCUGCCGCUACACCAUUGGCUGAAUCCUUCGCAUGGGACCCUUUCAUCGACGGAUAUCAGGUCCUCGAGCUGACCCUGGAUCAGCACGAAUCUUGCAAAGCUCAGGUUCACUGGGCGAUGCAGACUGGUGGUGGUCCUACCUCGGAAAAGCAAGGAACACAGACAAGCACAACCUGGGAAGGCGGCUUCUAUCGCCGCAGGCGAUGCUUAGGUGCGAUUCACUGCAAUAAUCCGAACUGCUCGCUCGUGGGUCGCCCAGCGACUGAGAAGGCGGUGACUGCUAAGCGUGUCGCCGAACUCUGUCGCUGCGGCUCAUCUCGGCGGCUCAUCCCUUGCGAUGUUGAGCUCAGGAGCUGGCAGUAUCGUGAUGGCGUUCAUCUGGUGCAUACUGGAACCCACCACCACGGCCGCCCUCUUCCAAUUCACCUUACUCAAUCGCAGCGGAUCGAGCUCUUCGACCAGUUCAGCAAAAACCCCGAUAAGGGUCCCCUUGCACUAGCGGUGGGCCAUUCUGGCCAGGAUGGCGUCACCAGCAUCUCCCCGCUUCUGCACAAUCUAUCGAAGGUCAAAGCUGAGAAGCGUGAAUACAAGCGCGAGAACACGGCCUCAUUCCCUCGCGAGUUCUCUCAGUUUGACACCGAGAAUCCCGGCGUCAUUGUGGCCAGCCAGUUCUCGUCAGAGAUGGUCAUCUCGAUGCAGACACCCUAUAUGCGCCAGCAGCUCGUUCGCGUGCACACCCUCGCCAGUACAGUCAACGGCAUCGUGACCGACGCAGCUCACAAGUUCUGGCGUGAGAAGAAUACUGUGCUUAUCAUCAGCUCCGUCUACAGCGAUACUCUGCACCGGUGGAUACCCGCCCUUAUAACGUACGCGAACGGUCAGACGGCUGGGCAUUAUGCGGUCCAUUUCGAGACGCUCUUUCAGAGCAUGCAGGAGGAAUGCGCUAUCCAAGGCCGGAUUCUUGAGGAUGAUAUGCUUGCAAAUGUUGUCGACUUCAGUGAAGCGCAGCGUCUCGGCUUCAUACAAGCGUACAUCGCCUUCCGCGCCAACAAUGUCAAUGACCUAGACGAUGAGUUCCUCGUGAAAGAGCUGGAGGGCAGGGCGGAGCGCCUUCUCAAAGGCUGCCAGCAGCACUUUCGAGCGCAGGUUACUCGCGUGUCCGCUAUCAGCGGGGUGGUCAGCGCAGACCAACGGGAGGACUUCAAGCGUCGCGCAGGAUUCCUGCUUGACGUCAACUCGUACGAGACCUUCCAGGGGCUUGCCGAUGACCUCCUUCGCGAUUUCCCGAACAUCAAGCCCUGGCUGGAGUGGUGGAUGCGCCCUGUGCACGCACAGAUGCUGUUCAGGUGCGACCGGGUCAUGGACGAAGGUCUGUGGGAAGCAAUACCCGACACAACAAAUGCGCAGGAGUCCCUACAUCACAAGAUGUACACCGCCCUAGGCGCUGGUAACUUCUCGCUCCUGGACGGUCUUCGCUCCCUUCUGCGGAUGGCGCAGUUCUUCGAGGGACAGCAUAGUCAUGUUGAGCAAGGAGGGAAGAUUACCUACGGUGACCCCGAGCCUUGGAAAACGGCUAAGGCGGCCGAUGGCCUCUCACGAAGGGCUCGAGUCCGUCUGAAGGAGCUCUUGAAGAAAAAAUCCAGCAAAGACCGGCGUGAGAAGGCUCAGCUGGCGGUCGCCUUGCGCACCAAGCGUAGGCCUCUGGCGCACCCACGUAAUGAUGGACGUCCAAAGGACACGGCAAAGCAGCUCAUCCCGCAGCGCGCGCAGACGCAGGGCAGCAACCUUUCGAUGUUUGACGAUGCUUCCACCGACUCUGCCGCUUCAAUCACUGAAUUCGAUUCGCCCGCCCUGUCGCCUUCUCCUGUCUCCAGUCAACAUCGCUCUGCUGUCCCGGACGAGCUUGCCGGCCUCCGGUGGCUGUCUAAUUCAUGCUGGUUAGACGCUGGUCUUCAAGCUCUGUACUACGCCAUCACUUGCAGCGACCACUUCAAUACUAGCUUCGUCCCUCGUGUCGACCAACGGCUUCUACCUCAUAGCGAGUCGUCACCUAUACAUGAAUUCUUUCGGCUCAUCAUCGAUCGAUACUCCGCUGAGCACAGUGGAGAGGAUACCGUCCAGAGCCGCGCCGAGCUGGAGCAGCGGUUGGACAGCCAUACUGCUCAGUUCACCAAUCGCCGUGAUCUGCUUCGUUCAUCCCUUGUCCAGUCGGGGACUAUUAGCGCCUCAGACAGUAUAUUCUUCCCUCUUCCAUGGCUUUGGACCGAAUUGCGCCAGCAUGCGUCACUGAUUGGCCCCCCAUUCUCUCGCGGGGGAAUCACCGCGCAACACACGUACUUCGCCUCCGCGUCCUACAAGUUCCGGCGCUGCUCUGGCGCGGUUAAGGGAGCAAAGCGCAUGCCCCACUACCAACUGGCGCCUCAUCCGCGACUGAGCUACCAUAUUGAACUUCCGAAUAACCGCGCCGAUGCUGCACGCUACGAAUUCGACAUAAGUCGCGUCUUCAAAGACUUUCUCAAGCUCCCGACGAAGCAGCCGCACUUCUCGGACAGCAGCCCAUGCUGGCGCAAGCGCGAUGAUGAUCUCUUAUGCGAAGGGGCAACUUGUACAGAUCCGGACAUUGUUCUCUCCAUUCCGGUCGUGUUGGCUGUGACACUGAACGGCGUUGAGACGGCCGCUACCAGAUGGAGUGUUCCGGAACAUCUGUACCCCCAUACUCGUAACACAGAGGAUCAAAGCCAAGGCCUCGUCUACGACAUCGUCAGCAUGAUCUGCUUCGAGCGCAAGAAGGAGCAUUACUGGGUUUUAUUUACCCCGGACGGGAAGGCGGUCUACAAGCAUGAUGGUAUGCACCACCGUGGGCGAUCAAUCCUGCUCCCUCACGCCACGGUCGGAGAUACUCUUGCAAAGACCAUCGAUAUCACACCUGCCAGUGACGUCUGGCCCCAGCAGAUCAUCUACCGCCUCCGCGGGGGAUCCACCGCGCAGCAGCUCUUCUACAACCGACGUGUUGACGCCCUCGAAAGCGCUGUUCCAGACAUCAUCCUUUCCCAAGCUAGCGGACCGUGGCCGGAGUCGAUCCUCUCCGAUUCUCCCCCACAUCUGCCUUAUCUUCCUACUGCAACUAUGCAUGAAUCCCGGUUCCGCCGUGUUCCCCUAGCGGAGCAGGAUUGGAGGGUGCCACAGCGCAUUCUCGUUGGUGAUGGCGAGGUACUGGAGUAUUCUGAAGACCCUUUUGGUGCAUUCUGGGAAUAUGUGCCCGUUGCGUCUGUAGAUCAUUCAAGUUCCUCGCCGGUGAAGGCAGCAAAGCGACGUCGCGAAAGCACUGCAUCUACGGUGGUGACAGCUUGCGAUGAUGGAGAUACAAUAUUGCCGCCGCUGAACAAGCGGUCCCGCCCGUUGACUGCUGGCCACGAACUGGCUGAACCUGCUGUCAAGCGCGAGAACAGAAGCGCUCGGACGCGGAAGGAUGAAGCAUCAUCAACAAGCAGACAUAGAGCACGCGCUUCUGCGAUGUCGAGCAAGUCUGUGCGGGUUGUCGCCAAGAGCGGACGGGUGAAGGACCCCGGAGCAAGCUCAAGUCCUCGGCCUCAAGCCGGCGAUGAGGCCUCCGAAGUUCAGGCUGGAGAUCCUCCUGCAGCGCCUUCUUUAGAUGCCUUCACUGGCGCCAAUUCCAAGCUCCCAUCCGACACGUCAGACACUGGCGACGAAGAGCAGAGCAGGAUGUGCUGUCGAUGCGGGCUCACAGGCGAUGCAGAUGAACUACUGGCUCGUGCGGACAGCGUCAAGCACGGCCCAGUAAUUCAGUGCGAUAUAUGUCGCGCCUGGUCCCACAUGGCUUGCCAGCGGGACGGAUUUGCUUCGCUUCUCCAGCGUUCACAGUCAUUCAAAUGUGACAACUGUUCGCUGGCUCCUCUGCUUCCGCAAAGCUCAAAUGAAGGUGCCUUCUAUGAUGGCCUGAAAAGCAAAGCCAAGAAGCGUGGAGGCGUGAAGUCUCGUCUCACAAUCGGCCAAGGCUGUCUUAUUAGAGACAAUACUCAGAGCGUGUUCUGGUAUCCCGCUCGCAUCAUCGACUAUGACUCCAUGCGCAUGGAGUGGACUGUCAUGCUUUGGCGUGGUCGCCACUUCUGUCCGUCCGAGACUAAGCGCGGUCUCUUGCGCACAGUGGCGCUCCCGAACAUUGUGGAUGAGCUCUGGCAGCAGCGUGAGGAGCGGCGCAAGAUACGAGUUGAGCCGCCUCUUGGUAAAUGGCAGCCAGGCUGGGAGUCUCUUGACGCAGAGGACAUCAUCACGUCUUUCAGAGACUUUCCUUUCACCACCGCCAUCGACAAGGUUUUAAAGCCGCAUCGAGCUCUCUUGACUGAUAUGCUGCUCGAUGGCCUAGAUAGCUCGAGCGCAGCGGUGCAGGCAUCGCCUUGCAUGAUAUACCUAAAGGAACAGAGCAUGCAGAAGUCACGAGACAAGUUGACAAUUGCAAAGGGAUCCAUACCGCUUGAAGGACCCCUUUCACCAGAAGAGCGUGCACGCAUAGCAAACUGGAUCUGGUGCAUGGUUCCUGGCGCACAGGAGGGUUUGUUGGCGCUCGAAUGGCUUGGGAAGGCUACAAUGGCGCAUGCCGAGCUUCUUGUCAUUGCCGCUAAUAGGCAGAUAUCCUUGGAAGAUGCUUGGUCAGCCAAGAAGACGGAGCGAUGGAGCAGUAGAAGAGCGCAGUCCGCUGUUGAUGUGGAUUUGGAAUGCCUCCGAAUCUUCGAGCGUAAGCUCUUUGAGAAAUCGGAGGCGUCCGGUCCUGCAGGCAACUGGCAGUGGGGCCUUGAUGCGGGGCCGCACCAGCAUGGCUGGAACCCUGAUAUGGACUACACACAGUGCAAAGGAACUUGGACGAAAGGUGAUACGGAGGAGGAUGAGCUUGACCGGCUGCCCGGCGACGGCUGGAAAGAUGCUUCCGCAGCCGAGCUGCAGUGCGAGCCAGCCCCAAAGAAGUUGCGGCGCUCGGGCAGCAAGCCAACUCAAGGUGUAACGCUCCCACUGCCUGCCUUCAGAACUACAAGGAGUCGUACUAAGGGUGAGCAAGUGUAG
Schizophyllum commune H4-8 is the source of this 5736-nucleotide messenger RNA. RefSeq lists its product as uncharacterized. The record is from RefSeq and is a predicted model, not a curated record. Lineage: Eukaryota; Fungi; Basidiomycota; Agaricomycetes; Agaricales; Schizophyllaceae. Bases 1 to 5736 code for a protein of 1911 amino acids. The transcript is spliced from 12 exons.